Messenger RNA from Zingiber officinale, 631 nucleotides. Its product is annotated as protein GL2-INTERACTING REPRESSOR 1-like. The transcript is spliced from 2 exons. The record is from RefSeq and is a predicted model, not a curated record. Bases 177 to 503 code for a protein of 108 amino acids. Lineage: Eukaryota; Viridiplantae; Streptophyta; Magnoliopsida; Zingiberales; Zingiberaceae.
UUUUCCUCCUCGAUUAACAAAGCCCUUCAUCCCGGCACCUCCAUGUUGCCUAUUUAUAUCAAGAAUUGCGGUGGCGGUGGUGUUCAGACUUGAGCAUCUCCGGCGAUCCUCCGACCAUCUCCUAUCUAUAUCUAGCUUUCGAGGGGAUUCAGUCGAGGAUCCGUUUUGACGGCGAGAUGAGCCGCGACCGGAGAAAGCAGAAGCUGGACCUGAAGCUGAACUUGUCGCUGGUUCCGGCGCGCGGGGAGUCAUCGAGUAGGAGGAGGUCGGCGGCGGCGGCGGCGGAGAGCGAGGAGGCGUCGUCGCCGAGCUCGUGCUUGUCGUCGGAGGCGCAGCAGGGGACCCCCGAGGAGGCCGCGUCGAUGGUGGUGGGCGGGUGCCCGCGCUGCCUCAUGUACGUGAUGCUCUCCGCCGCCGACCUCCGCUGCCCCAGGUGCGGCACCGCCGUCCUCUUCGACUUCUCCGGCGGCGGAGGCGCCGCCGCCGCCAAGAGCAGGGCAUGACGUUGAGCUGACUCAUGCUGAUUAAACUGCAACGCCUAGUUUCAUUUUAUUCACUUUUUUUUUCUUCUUUCUUUUAAUUUCAAUCUCUGGCCUGCUUAAUUAUCGUUCUUUCCUUCUCUUCCAGAAAA